Messenger RNA from Phytomonas sp. Hart1, 330 nucleotides. The record is from the annotation of a GenBank genome assembly. NCBI's taxonomy places the organism in Eukaryota, Euglenozoa, Kinetoplastea, Trypanosomatida, Trypanosomatidae.
AUGAAGGUUUUCAUCGUCCCACGUGGGGGCUCCGUGCUUGACUAUGCGCAAUGCCUGCCGAAUAAAAGCAGCGUCCGAACGGCGAAGUCGAUACGUGAUUUGUUAUACUUUACCCUUUGUGACCAUAUCGCAGAGGAUAUUGUUUUUAUGCACUUAUCCACCCGGGAUUCUGAUGACCUGCGUAAGGAGGCCAAACUUGCCUACAUAUACAUGGCAUCAUUUUCGGCAGGUUCAGUUUAUCCCUCAACAGGUACUGCGAGUACCCGAAUCACGAAGCCGUUUGGAAGUACGAAAUUCAAUCAUCACAAUAAACAGCAAUACAGCUUGUGA